AUUUGUUUGUUUGGUUGAAAUAUCACAGGGUCUAACUUAGAAUGGAGGAUGGCAAUGGAAAAGUGAAAGGUUCGAGUAAGAAGAGGUUGAGAAAACCUAAAAGUUUGGAAUUUGUUGGGUGGGGUUCGAAAAAUCUGAUUGAGUUUCUUGAGUCACUUGGUAGAGAUACUACCAACAAGAUAUCUGAGAAUGAUGUUACAGCGAUUAUAAUGAACUAUAUCCGCGAGAAAAACCGUGAAACUCCUUUGAAGAGCAAGAAGAGGAGAAAGACAGUAGCUUGCGAUGAGAAGUUGCGUUUGCUUUUCGGGACUCAGAAGAUAAAUGUAAUCAAAGUCCCUGAUUUGAUAGAGAAGCAUUAUGUAGAGAAUCAGGAGGACUCAUACUUUGAUUAUCUAUACUCUCCAGAGGAUGAUAAACAACAGAGAUUGUCUCCAUCAGAUAAGGUGGCUAAACAGACAAAGCAGGUUGUGUCAAAGCCUAAAGGGACUUUUGCUGCGAUAGUGCGCGAUAAUGUGAAGCUUCUGUAUUUAAGAAAGAGUUUAGUCCAGGAACUAGCAAAGUCACCUGAAACUUUUGAGAGCAAAGUGGUUGGGACUUUUGUGAGGAUCAAGAAUCCCUGUCAGCUUGUUCACGUGACAGGUGUGAAGGAGGGAAAUCUGAUUGAUGGUAAUCUUCUUCAGGUUACAAAUUAUUCGUAUUAUCUUAAAGAUGUUACGACCUCUUCCCUAUCAGAGGAUGAUUUCUCUCAGGAGGAAUGUGAAGAACUGCAUCAAAGAAUAAAUAAUGGCUUUGCUAAGAGACUUACAGUUGUGGAUAUGGAAGAAAAGGCUCGAAGUUUGCAUGAAGAUGUGACAAAACAUUAUCUGGAAAAAAGGGAGCUUCUUCAGAAUCCGGAAGAACAAUCGAGGCUAUUGGAUGAAGUACCAGAAAUUGUGGCAGAAGAACUUGAACCUGAAUGUGUAGAUGAUGAUAGAGAAAUAGAAAAUGACCUCAUUGUACCAAACUCUGAGGCUCAUCAAAGUGAUGAAGAACAACGACGAAGAGAUUCACCAGUUUAUUCUAGUGUCAAGAAAAGUCUAGAAAAUUCCAAGCUUCUUAAGAAUCCGGAAGAACAGUUGAGGCUGUUGCGUAAAGUUCCUGAAGUUGUUGCAGAAGAACCUGAACCUGAGUUUGUAGAUAAUGAUGGGAAAAUAGAAAAUGACUUCAUUGUACCAAACCCUGAGGCCUUCACUGAGGCUCAGCAAAGUGAUGAAGAAAAACAACCAAGUGAUUUACCAGAUUCUAGUAUCCAUAAAACUCUAGAAAAUUUCGAGAUCUGUGAUGGAGAAGACCAGCCAAUACAGACUGCUUCUGCAGGUAACAAGGAUCUCCAUGAAGAUGUGUACGAGCCGCCAACAAAUGGCAUCACACAGAACAAGGACUCAAUCACUAAAGGAGAAAUGAAUACCAAAGUCAGUCAGCAUCAGUCAAGUACUCCAGUGAUUGAUCUCUCUAACCAACCUCAAGCUCAAUCAAUUCCACUUGAGAUUAUCGAAUUGAGCGAUGAUGACAGUGAUGACGACAAGGACAAAGACGAUCAAGCUUACCAGAACUAUGAUCCAAAGAAGGUGAUGUGGUUCUAUGAAUUUCCUAAAGGAAAAACACAUGGACCAUUCUCUCUCACAGAUCUCAAAACGUGGAGUGAUGAAGAGUACUUUGUUGGAGUCCCAGAUUUCAAAGUAUGGAAGACAGGAGAGAGUGCAGUGUUACUGACCAAACUUCUAUCUCAUAUCAAAACCUAAUUGAAGAACUUGCAAAAAGCUUAGAAUUAAGUCUGAAAAGUGUGUAGUUUGUUUGUUUCUCUAAAACAGUUGUUGCUGAAUUUAGUGCACAUAAUGCAAAGAUUCUGACUUUUGUUAUUAAAAAGUCUCCUCUUAA
Molecule: messenger RNA, 1917 nt
Organism: Arabidopsis arenosa
Lineage: Eukaryota; Viridiplantae; Streptophyta; Magnoliopsida; Brassicales; Brassicaceae
Source: the annotation of a GenBank genome assembly